AUGGAGGCGAACGGAGGCGCGGGGAUACCCGCCGGGGCCGUGGCCUGUCCCGUCUGCACUCUGUAUCUGCGCGAGGGCAUCAGUCUGCAGAAGCACCUGGACACUCAUCCCAAGGAACAGGUUAUAGAGGCGCUCAUCAAGGCCAGUGCAGGUUCCUCGUUGCAGCAGCAACAGCAGCAGCAGCAACAGCAACAAGCCAUCGCACCAGUGCCGCUGCCAGCGGUAACGACACCGCAUGCGAUAUCAGCGUCGCUACCCCUGCAGGCUGCACCGCAGGCCCCUGCGUCCAUUCAAACGUCACAGUCAUCGGUCCAAGUAACGCAGAAUCACGCGACCAUCAGUACGCACACGCCGUAUCCCAUCGGGCCGAUCUUCGAGUGCCCGCCCAUGAUGCCGCCGCAGUUCACGUCGUUCAGUUAUCAGCAGUUUGUGAACAAUGGGACCAUGAUGAUACCGGCGCCGCAGUACGCGAUGGCGCCGCAAGCCAACCAGAUGAUGCAGAUGCUGUAUAAUCCAUACGGUAUGUACCAGCAGCAACAGAUACCCACCGUCCAAAUGAUCUCACCAGUUACAGCUAUCCCUGGCGCCUCGAGAAUUCGACCGGUGGCAGUGAACGUGGCGACUGCCGAGAGCAACGGCAGGACCACCCUGGCCGUUUCCCCGAGCAGCCCCGAGCCGAAGCAAAUCCUGCCGGAGAUCCUGUCGGAGGCCGAGCCCGAGACCGAGCCCGAGACCGGACAGGUCUCGGCCGUGCUGCAAAACGAGGACACGUCCGUCAGGCGGGACGAGGGCAACGAUAGCGCGCUACAGAUCGAUCAUCGAGUGCAGCAGGACACGCGGGGUACCACGCCUGUCGACGAGAGCACCGCGCAGCACGAGUACAACGGCAUUCCUAGAUCCAUCACGAUCACGUGCGCCAUAAACAACCCCGACGACGACAAAGUAGAAAGAGUGUUGCCGGACAUGGAGGACGAGGACGAGCUAAUGAACGAUAUCGCAACGGUAGACCUGCGGUGUAAGUCCACCACGUACGAGCAGUCGGAGACGCAGCAGUUCUCGCAACAGGUUCAGGAAGACGACUACGCGAGCGUGGCCCUGCCCAGUAAGAAGAGUGGCAUGACGGGCGACGUUGACGAAGUUAUGGUUUGCGAAAAUGGUACGGAAAAGACGAGCGAUGAGAGACCCGCGAGUCACAACAGCGUCGACUGCAACGUCGCGCCGUCGCAGGAUCUGGUGGCGGUGGACGAUCCGAAAGAGCCAACCCAGCCCGAACUCAACUCGGUGGAGAAGCUGAAGAAUUUCUUGUCCAUCGUGGACAUGCAGUUUAACGCUUCGCAGAAGGAAGGUAGCGCGCAGAACAAUCAGGCGGAGAAAUUGAGUGCUAAGGAGAAACCGUCGAUAGACAGAGAGGAGAGCGUGAUCCACAACACCGUCGUCACGAUUCCGGGUUCCCAUGAGAAGGAUCAUAUACUGCCCGACAUGCAAGAGCCCGAGAACAACUCAUGGUAUCCUUAUCUGGAUGAUGAGUUGAGAAGAUUGGACAAGUCUUGUCAUUAUUUGUGCAAUACGGAAUGCUCGAAAAUGGACGACGAGUUGAAACGGCUGGAGAAGAGCCUCCAUAAUUUCUACAAGAACAACAAGCACAGCUUUUCAGCACCGCCGUCUCCCGUCACGAGGAAGAAGCGUCGUAGGACGUUGCGCCAUGGCGCACGAUCUGAAUUCGGAUCGCGUGAAAAUCUCAGCACAUAUCAUCAUCGUGCCGGUUUCGACGACGCGACAAUCACGCAUGACGACGAUGACGAGGACGAGGAUGACGAUGACGAUAUGGAUGACGAUGAGAAGACCGAUAAGGAAGAUAAUUUUGAUGAAGCAGAUAUGGAGAUUGAAGAGAUUCCCAGUCCGCACACACCCUUCGCGAGAUACGGCUGCGACAACGCGGACGGUAACACGAGAUCGCACACCCCAUUGUCCGCAAUCAGCGGCAUCUCUGUGCUAAGGGUCAGGAAGGAUCUCAGCAAACCCUGCUCACCCAGAUCCGUGCGUUCGUUUCAUCACGUGGACAGUGAUAGCAUAAGUCAAGACGAGGAUAGUAAUGGUGUAGAUAAUAAUAUUAUAGAUAGUUCGAUGGAAAAGGAUCCGAUCGAUUGUUCCCACAUUGACGAGGAGAUAAAGACUGAUCAACAACAACAGCAAGAAAAGCGUGCGAGCGCAUGUGAAAGCAAAAGUCAGGACAAGAGUCAGGAGCCGAGUAGCUCUACCGCGUCGCACGGUCAUCAUCAGUCGGUGAUAACCGAGCACAUUAGUUCAUUCCCUGUGAUUCACUCGCAGCAAUCUGCCUCGACGCACGUCGAGCCACGUCCCGUGACGACGAGCACCAAGACACAAAAUCUCCUGAAUUUGCCCGAGUCGAGCAGACCCACGACCAGCGCCGAGUCCAAGAGCUACCACUCUUCUGCCAAGUCGUCGAAGCAAUCGACGGAGCUGCUCAAUAUAAACGAGGAUGCUCAUGCUGGACCGAUGAAUGUCUUCGAGUUCGAUGGACUACAAAUAUUAGUUCCUAGUACAUUUAUAAGUGACUCGUCCCAGAAAGCGGUGAGUGCGACUAGCCAGCAAUCUAUGGCGAGUAGCGAGGGUGCAAUAGGUGCCGACGAAGAGGUGAAGAGUAUUAAUAUGCGCGCUGACGAGACCAUGCCACCCAGAGGUGAAUUGUCGGAACAAGAAAGCAAUGGAUGUACAGAGCCGUCUGCAUGGCAGCUCUACAUGGGUCAAGAAUCUUCACGUAUGUCUACCUCUUACGAUCUGUUGGCACGUGAGAGCUGGGAGGAAUCGGAGGGAUCCGAUAAUGAGAUCAGCGGGCCAUUAUUGGACAGCAGAUCGUUAGCCACGCACUUCACAUCGAGCUUGUUCCUGGAUCGGGAUCGCAAGACACCGACCAAACGGACGUUCAAGUGUUCCCAUUGUAAUGAGGUGUUUGAUUGCCCGAAGGAGCGCAGAGUUCAUAGUACAACGAUGCACAAGGAAGCAAUGGCUAGCAGCAGCAGAGACCACAUGGAUCAGCCGGAAGUGAAGGAUAUCAAGCUACUAGAUAAUCGUGUUAACAUGUUCGAUGAUAUAUUUAUGCCGGGUCUGCAACAAAUAUACCAUCAUCAGCAACCGUUACUGCACCAGUUACAGCCGCCGUCGCAGCCAUCGGACGGGCUGACGAAGGCCGAGGCCGAUCAGAAGAUCGGCGAGAACCUGGCGAUUCCGCUGAACAUCGAGGUGAUCUGCUCGAUAUGCAAUCAACGGUUCAACAGCGAAAAGUCCCUGCAGGUGCAUCACCGGCGCAUGCACAUAGCCGAGGUGAAUAAACGCAUUCGCGAAACCGCCAAGUGCCAGAUAUGCGACGAGGAGUUCCCAUCGGUGGUGUUGUUCAACUCGCAUCUGAAGAUACAUCCGUUGGAGUGCGCUCAGUGCGGCAAAUACUUCUACCGCAAGCAGAACUUCAAGCUUCACAUGAAGCGGCACCUGGGCAUCAAGCCGUUCCCCUGCACCGUGUGCGACAAGGCAUUUCUCACCAAGCAGAAGCUGGAGGAGCACACGAACGGGCACACCGGCAAGGCGCCGGUGAAGUGCAGUCUGUGCAACGAGACCUUCCGCAGGUACUCGAAUCUGACGCAGCACAAGAACCGGCAUCACCUCAACAUCAAGAAGAAGCUCAAGGAUUACAUAUGCCAUUGCGGCGAGGUGUUCCACACGAAGAAGAAGCUCGCCUGGCACAAGGAGACGCACGACGAGAAGCCGAAGGCGUGCUCGUACUGCAACGAGCGUUUCAUCCACAUGGCCAGCCUGACGCGCCACAUGCGCCGGGCCCAUAACCGCCGGUUCGUUCCCGACGCGCAGCGCGAGAACGAGAACGUCGAGUGCCCCGUGUGCAAGUGCAUCUACUUGCGUUCGUCGCUGGCGGUGCACAUGCGCGUGCACAACGGCGAGCGGCCGUACGAGUGCCAGGUCUGCUCCAAGGCGUUCAGUACCAAGUGGAACCUGCAGCUGCACAAGUGGACGCACGCGGCACGCAGCACCAAGCCGUUCAAGUGCAAUCAGUGCAGCGCGGCGUUCUAUCGUCACAGCGAUUACACCGCCCACAUGAACUCGCAUCGUAACGUGCGGCCGUACACGUGCAACUAUUGCGGCGCGCAGUUCAUACGCAAGUACAACUGUCUGCGGCACGUGAAGGAGCACGAGGAGAACAAGGCGUACACGUGCGACGUGUGCAACAAGACCUUCCAUCGCUCGUACUAUCUCAAGGAACACUUGCGAGUGCACUCGGGCGCGCGGCCAUACACGUGCCACAUCUGCGGCAAGUCCAGCGGCACCAAGUCCAAUCACAACAAGCACGUGCGGAUCCAUCACGCGCGCGAGCCUGUAAAUACCGAGAACUAAACGAGGAGAAGAGCCUUGCGUUAGGACCUGUUACUUAUGUGUUUGUUUGUUGUACGUGCUUUCGUCGCGGUGGUUCGUGAUGGAGUAGGACGAUUCUCUGCGACGGCAUCUCUUCGGCGGCGCUGCGCGUAGAAUGCGCAGCGAAUCGUAGCAGACAUCCGAGGAACCGGGACUACGCUCCUUCUGCCUCGAGCAGAUAUCUCGAAGUCGGCAUGUGAUCUUGCCGAGUUCACCUCUCUCGACGCUGCAGACACUCAUGUGCCUACAGCGCGCUCGGAAAGUAAGCUCACCGAAUAGCGGUCGCGGCACGGUGACAGUCCCUGCUUCGCUGAACGCUAACUCGAUUCGGUCCGAAUUACGUAGGACAGCUGUAACUGCUUAGGGUGAUUUGUGUGCUGUCCUUUUUUUUAAAUUGUAGAUUAAUAUUAAUUAUAAUGCACGUUGCAACUCCGAAAAAAUUUAGAGAUUCCUUAGCGCUGAAUCGACGAAUGAUAGUGCAAGUGGCCGUCGAUGUUCCAUGUCGCGCUCAAUCGGAGUACGCUUGAUAUUCGGAGGACAUAUAGCGAAUAUAUUCGUGGCAUGUACCCGCGUGCAUGCGCCAAUAACGAUGACAGAACUAAGUAACGGUAUCCGAGUGCUGAGUCUGAAGCGCUGGGUCUACUGUUAAGAUUUUUACGUUAUAUACGCGUCGCACAUUUUUAAUAUUAUUAUGCUAAAAACAAAGUAUAUGAAUCUUUUAUAUAUCCGAAAGUGUCUUAUGAUAGCACUUAAAGCAUUGCCAUAUAUAGAAUAACUCGAAGGCAUCGUUAACUUUGCCAUCCGUGUGGUUUAAUCCUAGAUAAGUAACUUCAUCUUAUCGAAGGUUUUCUUUCUUUUUUUAAAUUGAAUCCCUAUUGAGUUGCUGUUAUAUCAUUAGUUUUCUCGUUAACGACUGCAAAGUAUUUUUAUUUUCGUGAAAUUGCUUAACACGUCAUUUCGUAUGUGUAAACUAUACAUUUAAACUGCAUUAAAAUGUGAUUUUAGUUUUACUUGAGUUAGCACUUUAAUUCUUAGAUACCUAAGCGUUUGAGUUUGACGAGAGAGCUCGGACAAGCUCCAUAUAAAACUUUUUUGUUUUUUUUUAUAACGAUUAAGUACAAAAAUAUAUUUCAAAUAAAUUUCGUAUUUAUUAAUAUUUAUGCUUUUUAUCUCUUCCUUUUUAAGGUAUCAAAUUAUAAAUGUGCAUGUGCUAAUAUAUGAAUGAAAUUGUGAAGAAAAUUGUUGACAUGAGAUAUCUAAACGAUCUAUUUGGCGUAGGUAUCUAAGAAUUAAGCACUAUAAUAAAUUGUUUAUAUUUAUAUUAUCAAGAAAUCUUGAUUGUACGGGGUUGGGAUUUUAUUAUGUUACAUGUUACUUUUUGAAUAUUUGCGUAUUGUGUAGGUCCAGUGACUUGAGACUUUAAUUAUAUCCAAGAUAAUGACAAAUUUUAACGAGGAUUAUCUAUUAUAAUCUAUGUCACAAAGACUCUCCAGUAAUUCCUGCGGUGGAAAGGCUGCGCAAUGAAGGAACACGUUUGCCAACUAAUAGUAUAAUUAAUUAUAAAGGUAAUUAAUCUUCAAUAAAAAAUACUUAAAGAGGUAUGCGCGGAGCACUUUUAUGUGUUUCGAUGUGAGGUUGUAAAGAAAUUUAUUUGACAUCUGUUUUACGUGGGAGGUGCGUGCAAGUCUAGUGUGUUGGGCGUCGUUCGCCCAACGUAGACUCAACAUAGGUAAUGGGACGGCUCCUAUCGAAUUGCGUUCAAUUUUAAACGCAAGGGCCUACAAAUUAAUAUCAUUAUCGACUAUCACAUAAUAGUUACGGAUCUUAGUUGUUAUUCUUCUAUAUUUAUAUAUUUUGCAAUGCAUAUAAGGCCGUAUUUUAUUGGUUACUAUAAUUCCAAGACUGAUCGGUGUUGGUUCUUCGCAUAUUGCUCUCUAAUAUAAAUCAAAAUAGUUGCACAUUUACCUGUUUUAGUCUAAUAUCGGCGCUUCCGUUCGCGUGAUGUGAUACGCUGUAUGUCAUUACUUCUGGAAGAGAAACAAAAGGAUGUAAAUCCAAUCAUCUUUUCUUUUACAAAGAAAUCAAGGAUCCAAGACUCUCUCUGUCUUCUCAUCAAAAAUACAAAUAAAAAAUCAAGGAAUUAUAAAAAAAAUAUUUCUUCUAUAUCACACAUAGAAUAAUCUUUUGAAUAAUUGUUUUGGAGAUGUUUUAUGUAGAAUAUACAUUGAUUAUUUAUAAAACUGGAUCCCUUUAUUGUAAGAUACAAAUCGAUAAUGGAUUUACUACCUUCUGAUACUCACUGUAUUUCUCAAGCAUAAACAUGUCACAUGUACCAAGUCAUAUGCCGCUUGCAACAAACAAUCAGACGAAUGUCUUGUAAUACAGAUGACAUUGUUAACUUAGGUAAAUGUACGUGUAACUCGUUAGUGCGAAAAGCGGAAAUGCCCAAUGAGUUAAUUGUAAGAUAUUAUCGUCGAGCUUUUUGUUGUUUUGCUGUAAGGGAAGCAAUAUCGAAUAGAGGAUAUAAAGCUGUCUGAAAUACCGUACUUGUUAUCGUGCGAUCGUUUGGUUGAGCUUGUGUGAAACAAAUUGCGUGCUAAAAAACGAGUACCAAUUAUGAAUUUUAGGACUGGCGACCAAUGAGAAGCUAGCUAGUAAAUGUAAUAAAAAGCACAAACUUGGAAGAGAGAGUCCGUUCGAUGAAUAAUUUGGCAACAAUUCUACGAGAAUUUUUUAAGGAUGUUAAAUGUGACACAGUUUGUGAAAAUCGCGCUACACACGACUACAUGAAAUUUGCCUAGAAGAUAUUAACCCUUUGUGCUCGAAACGUACAUCGUCCGACAUUAUUAGAUAUCUCGUAGUAGAGGAAACGUGCAUUUUUACUUUUGUUAUCCUUAAAAUCGUUGAACUCGUAAAAUUCUCACUGCUCAGCUAAGAUUACAACUUGUUGACGAUUAAGAUAGGAAGAGUAUAUAAAUAAUCGAGGGAAAAAAUUAUACAUACACUAUAGAAAAAAAAAGUUGUGAGAGGUAUUAAAUUUUGUGCACAGAAGGUAUCUCGCUAGCUCUAGAAGAUAUAGGGUGCGUUCGGGGAGACGCUAUCAGCGCUAGUAGCGCUGAAAAUCUAUAGUAUACGUGACAUGACUAUAGAGUUUUAGCGCUGAUAGUGAGCUCCCCGAACACAGCCAUAGACUGUGCACCGAUAAGAACAAUCACACGUUGAAAACAAGUGCGAGUGUGACGUGAUAAAACGAGGAGAGCGUCUGCCGAGUGAUGUGUGUAAAUACGCGAAUCAUUAAGUAGAUAGAGAAUAUCGAUGUCGUGUUCACAGCAAGCCGAAAUCUAUCCCUAAAGUGUCACUUGCACGUUUCGCAGAAUUCUCUUUCGGCGUGUCUACUGCUACCCUCUCAUCUGGUACUCCCGUCCCUCGACGAUAUUCAAGCGCAAAGGGCUAAAUUAUCUUCCUUUUGAUUCUACAAUGUGCACGCGGAAUGUAUUGACGAUAUUUCUGUGAUUGAUGUUUUUAUUGAUGUAUGUAGUUUGAUUGAUUCUGUGUAAAUCGUAAUGAUUUUUGCAUCCAUAAAAUCCGGCAUACCGUCAAGCAAACUCGAACUUCUCAGACAACCCAGUGAAGAGGAUUUGAUGAUAUGUGAUGGAAAUUCCAGGUAGCUUGCGGAACCCACCUGUAACCAACAUCGACGUCCAAAUGUGCAAUUGUUUAGUUAAAACGACAUACGUAUUCGUAACCGAGUGCUGUUGUAAAUAAUGUAAAUAUGUACAUUAGUUCUAUUUUAUAAUAGGGCCAAUGAAUUGAUUUGACACAAUUAAGUAUCAUGAAUGAAUAUAUAUAUAUACUUGAUCUACGUUAUAAGCAGAUAAAGAUAGGGUAAUAUUAUCAUUAAAAAGAAAAAAAAACAAUAAAUCAACAUAUGUACACCUUAAUAAAAUUUUAUGUAUUGAGGUA
Messenger RNA from Ooceraea biroi (clonal raider ant), 8403 nucleotides. RefSeq lists its product as uncharacterized. Lineage: Eukaryota; Metazoa; Arthropoda; Insecta; Hymenoptera; Formicidae. Gene Ontology annotation, molecular function: RNA polymerase II cis-regulatory region sequence-specific DNA binding; DNA-binding transcription factor activity. Gene Ontology annotation, biological process: regulation of transcription by RNA polymerase II. The record is from RefSeq and is a predicted model, not a curated record.